Molecule: messenger RNA, 1626 nt
Organism: Arachis stenosperma
Lineage: Eukaryota; Viridiplantae; Streptophyta; Magnoliopsida; Fabales; Fabaceae
Product: replication protein A 70 kDa DNA-binding subunit B-like
Exons: 10
Coding region: 1-1626 (541 amino acids)
Biological process (GO): DNA repair; DNA recombination; DNA replication
Cellular component (GO): nucleus
Molecular function (GO): DNA binding
Source: RefSeq, a predicted model, not a curated record
AUGUCUAUGAGUCAACAUAGGGGUAGCAUGAAUCAAAUUGUUGAUCGUGUUGCAGAUAUCAAUCCAACAAAGUUAGGUUGGAAUUUAGUGGUUGGUGUUGUCCGUUUAUACGAGUUAUGCAGCCAAUCCAAUCCUGCUGAUGUUUAUAGCUUAGAGAUGGUGCUGCAAGAUGAACAGGGUGAUCGGAUACAUUGUUCAAUCCCAAAAGGAAAUAUUGUGGUAUUCAAGACCUUGAUACGUGAGAAUGGAAUAUACUCGAUGAGAAAUUUCAUUGUUAAAGGAAAUAACAAUUUCGUGAAGACAACGGGGCACAAAUAUAAAUUGAAUUUUUACAUGAAGACAUGUGUUUCACGUCUUCCCAGUGAUACGUUUCAUUUAAAUCCUUUUAGUUACGUUCCAUUCCCUGAAAUUGAGGCAAUGGUUGGAAUGAAUCGCAUUCACCUGUUAGAUUUCAUCGGUCAGGUGGUGGGUAAGGAAAAUGCUCAAGAUAUGGUUACGAAAUCCGGCCAGCAGAGUAAAUGCAUUGCACUUUACCUGGAGGAUUUAGAGCAGAAUAGGAUGAAGUGCACCCUCUAUGGUGAAUCUGUAGAUAAAGUAAUUAGUUUCAUGGAUAAACCAGAAAACGAGCCAGUCAUCUUGGUGGCACAGUUGUUUAAGCCACAUUUCUACUUGAAUGAAGUCAGUGUUCAAAACAGUCUUUAUGCUUCUCGGGUUUUUUUCAAUCCAGAUAUUCCUGAUGUUGUAUCAUUUAAGAAUAGCUUAAUGAAACAGGGUGAGAGAGCGUCACAGCCUAUUAGUCACAUUGAUAGGCAACCUCAAUACUCUGUUAGUCAUGAGCUUUCAGCCGGGGCAUUUCCAGUAAAGACAAUUGAGGAGAUUCUUAACAUGACAACUGAAACAUUGUGCUGGGUUGUUGGAACAAUUGUCUCCAUUGAGGUUGGUGCUACAGAUUGGUUUUAUGCUUCGUGUAAGACUUGCCCGAGAAAAGUUAAGGAGAACAAAGAUCGAUAUUUUUGUGAGUACUGUGGAAAAGUGGGGUUUAAUCCUCCGUUGAGGUAUCGGCUUAAUGUUGUCAUCACUGAUGGAACUGGAUGUGUUAAUGUUAUAAUAUGGAAUCAAGAAGCCAAAUUGAUUAUGGGAAAGCCUGCAGGUGACAUGAGAGACCUGAGUAAAUCUGAAAGCACUAAUUCCUACCCAAAAGCUUUUGACUCACUGCUUGAGAGGAAGUUCCUUUUUAAAAUAUCCGUUGGAAAGAAAAAUAUUAGUACUCUUGACCAGGUAUAUAAUGUAAUUAAGAUAAGUGAUGAUGUCUCACUUAUUGGAAUGUAUAGCUCCCAAGCUUCCUCUGCAGAAAUUGAGGGUGCGGAUCCAAGUGUUUCAAAUUUGUUGGCUAUAAGUGGACAAACUGAUAAUGAGUCGGACGGAAUUGGUGUAGCAGUUGUUUCUUUAUCAAAGGACUCUGUAAUGGAAAGUAAUUCUGAUAUAGGGUUGGAAACUCCUGCCAAAUCUACGGGUGUUGAAUUUGUUUCAAAUUCUACAAUAAUGGUUGGGAUGGAUAGUCCAGAUGUGCAAGGUUCCAGCAACAAGACCACGAGACGUGGAGCUGGCAAACGAAAGAUUGAGUGA